AUGUUUGACUGGGACGGUUGGCUGUUGAAGGUAGUUUACUACUACGGGUUUCUAGUCGGAAUCUCCAACUUUGAAGUAGACUGGAAUAGGUGUCGCGUCUUCAAAACUAGGAGGAGUACCAUCUUCGCCAUUGUUCAUAAUGUACUUGCCUGGGUCCUUGUGCUCAACUAUUGGAAAGGUCGGGUCAGUUUCAAUGUACUUUUUGGCAAAGCAAACAAGCUGCAUGAGUAUGUUGUCGUCAUAAUGUCCGGACUAAGAGUGGCAUCUGGACUUCUAACCAUAACUACAAGGUGGAGGCGACGUCGCCAGAUUAUGAGAAUAUUGAGGAGAUUGUUCCGACUCUACUUGGCCAAGCCCCAAGUCAAAAGGAUGUCCCGCCGGGCUAUCCUUAUCAAGUUUCUUAAUGUUUGCAUAACCGACUUAUUGCAAAUCACUCUCGGACUAGAUGCCCUUCAUAGAGUUGGGCCUGAUCUGAUAUUGGGCAUGGCUUUGCAGUUCUGCAUGGUGUCCCUUAUGACAGUAGCCAUCAGCCAGUAUUAUUUGGUCAUGCUGUUCAUUCGGACGCAAUACGUAAUGCUCAACUCGGAGCUGCGAAGUGUGAUCGAAGAGGCUAGGGGAUUGAGAUACCGCCCACACCGCAAUGGAGUUUUCAUGACCAAGUGCUGCGACCUAUCGGAUCGUUUGGACGACCUUGCCCAACAGCAGGACGAGAUUCAGUCGAUUGUGGCCAGCAUCGCAGGAGCAUUCGGCAUGCAGGGCCUACUGGUUUACACAGCCUACUAUUUAUCCGCGAUCUCUACUGCCUACCUGACCUACAGUCUUGUGAAGCACGGCAUCGAAAACCUGGGUAUGACCCUCGGCACGGUGGCGGUGUCCCUGACUUGGUGUUUUUUCUACUACGUCGAUGCCUUAAGGAACCUCUUUGUAGUCCUCAGUAUUCAAAAUGAGCACAGGACCCUGAUUCGUAUCAUAGAAGAGCGAACUGUUUUUCUUCCAGGACUAGACAUUCGUCUUGAACUAUCGUUUGAAAACUUUCAGUUCCAGUUGAUUCGAAACCCUUUCACUAUGAGCGUCAUGAAAAUUUUCCCCAUCAACCAUGGCUUUACCACGUUAAUGUUUGCAUCUCUGUUUAUGAACUCGAUAUACCUCAUUCAAUACGAUAUGGCAAACUUUUAA
Messenger RNA from Drosophila bipectinata, 1176 nucleotides. Its product is annotated as putative gustatory receptor 36a. The record is from RefSeq and is a predicted model, not a curated record. NCBI's taxonomy places the organism in Eukaryota, Metazoa, Arthropoda, Insecta, Diptera, Drosophilidae. Gene Ontology annotation, biological process: sensory perception of taste. Gene Ontology annotation, cellular component: membrane.